AUGGCUUCUGCCGAUAUUGCCACCAGGGAGCUAAAGAAUCCCAUGGAUGUUGCCGAAUACUUAUUCCGACGUCUUCACGAGGUUGGAAUCCGCUCAUUGCACGGUCUACCCGGCGACUACAAUCUUGCAGCAUUGGACUACCUCCCUAAGUGUGGUCUCAAUUGGGUUGGAAACUGCAACGAACUCAAUGCUGGCUAUGCCGCUGAUGGCUACGCUCGUGUGAACGGUAUCGGUGCCCUUGUCACCACAUUUGGUGUCGGAGAACUGUCCGCCCUCAAUGCCAUCGCAGGCUCAUACUCCGAAUUCGUCCCAGUCAUCCAUAUCGUCGGCCAGCCCACCACCCAGUCUCAAAAGGAUGGAAUGUUGUUGCAUCACACUCUCGGAAACGGCGACUACAAUGUCUUCACCAAAAUGAGCUCUGGCAUUUCGUGCUACGUCGCAAACCUGACCAACGCCCAGGACGCUGCCACUCUGAUCGACAGUGCCAUUCGGGAAUGCUGGAUCCGCAGUCGUCCAGUGUAUAUCACUCUGCCGACUGAUAUUGUCGCUGCCAAGGUCAACGGCGAUCGCCUGAAGACCCCAAUUGAUCUUUCACUGCCUAAGAAUGACCCGGAGAAGGAGGACUACGUGGUCGGCGUUGUCUUGAAGUAUCUCCACGCUGCAAAGAACCCUGUCAUCCUAGUUGACGCUUGUGCCAUUCGUCACCGCGCACUGGAAGAAGUGCGCGACUUGGUCGAGAAGUCUGGCCUGCCAACCUUUGUGACUCCAAUGGGCAAGGGAGCCGUGAACGAGAACCACAAGAACUUCGGUGGUGUUUAUGCUGGCAACGGGUCUAACGCUGGAGUCAGUGAGGCCGUCGAGUCCUCUGACCUUAUUCUGAGCAUUGGAGCGAUCAAGUCCGAUUUCAAUACUACCGGUUUCACUUAUCGCAUUGGACAGCUGAACACCGUCGACUUCCAUAGUACCUUUGUGAGAGUGCGGUACUCGGAGUAUCCUGAUAUCAACAUGAAAGGUGUUCUGAGGAAGGUCGUUGAACGGAUGCAACCUCUGAACGUUUCUCCUACACCUACCAUCACGAACCGACUUCCCGAAAGCGAGCAACACUCGACCGAUCCAAACAUCACCCACAACUGGCUCUGGUCAACUGUUGGUCAGUGGCUAAGAGAAAAAGACAUUGUCCUCACGGAGACUGGCACUGCCAACUUUGGUAUUUGGGAAACCCGCUUCCCCCCGGGCGUGACUGCUAUCAGCCAAGUUCUUUGGGGCAGCAUUGGUUAUUCCAUGGGAGCCUGUCAGGGCGCUGUCCUCGCUGCCAAGGAGCAGAAAGACCGCCGAACUAUCCUCUUCAUCGGUGACGGAAGUAUCCAACUUACAGUGCAGGAACUAAGCACUAUCUUGAAGAAGAAUUUGAACCCUAUCGUCUUCGUUAUCUGCAACGAAGGUUACACCAUCGAGCGAUACAUUCACGGAUGGGAUGCAGAGUACAACGACAUUCAGCCAUGGGAGUUUGCCAACAUCCCCAAAGUCUUCGGAGCCAAGGACAACUACCAAGGCUACCGUAUCAAGACUCGUGACGAACUUACCAAGCUGUUUGCUGACGAGGACUUCAACGUGUCCGACAAGCUUCGAUUGGUCGAGCUGUACAUGCCUCGCGAUGACGCCCCUGCAGCCUUGAAGCUGACUGCUGAGGCUGCUGCGCAGCGGAACGGCAAAUAA
Penicillium griseofulvum is the source of this 1716-nucleotide messenger RNA. Its product is annotated as alpha-keto acid decarboxylase family protein. The record is from RefSeq and is a predicted model, not a curated record. Gene Ontology annotation, molecular function: magnesium ion binding; thiamine pyrophosphate binding; carboxy-lyase activity. The coding region runs from base 1 to 1716 and encodes 571 amino acids. The transcript is spliced from 4 exons. Lineage: Eukaryota; Fungi; Ascomycota; Eurotiomycetes; Eurotiales; Aspergillaceae.